AUGGCUAACGUUGUCGAAGUCGCGAUCGAAAAAAUUGAUGAAGUCAAGUCUAGACUUGGAAGAACUUUGGGAGCUUCAAUGCGUUUACGCGAUUUAAUUCGCCAAGUUCGUGCCGCUAGGACGGCGGCUGAAGAACGUGCUGUUGUAGAACGAGAAAGUGCAAAUAUACGAGACUUUUUUAGAGAUGAGGACAAUAAAUACAAAUGCAGAAAUAUGGCAAAACUUCUCUACAUCCACAUGCUCGGAUAUCAAGCCCAUUUUGGUCAAGUAGAAUGUAUCAAACUUGUUGGCAGCAAAGAAAAGCGUUUUACUGACAUUCGUAUUGGUUAUCUAGGUGCAAUGCUUUUGUUGGAUGAACGUUCGGAAAUUCAUUUACUUGUUACAAAUUGCUUGAAAAGCCAUUUAAACGACAAUGACCAGUUCGUAGCAGGAAUUGCUCUAUGUACUCUUGGGGCUAUAUGUUCUCCAGAAAUGUGUAGAGAUUUGGCUGGUGAAGCAGAAAAGCUUUUAUUGAAAUCAACAAAUACAUAUAUCAAGAAAAAGGCAGCUUUAUGUGCAUUCCGAAUUGUUAGAAAAGUUCCGGAUCUUAUUGAAAUGUUUAUUUCGAGUACUCGUUCCCUUCUAAACGAAAAACAUCACGGUGUUCUAAUUGCUGGAGUAACUCUUGUAACUGAAAUGUGUGAACUUUCUUCUGAUGUUAGAAUUCAUUUUAAAAAGAUGGUUCCAAACUUGGUACGAAUUUUAAAAAAUUUAUUGAUGACUGGUUAUUCACCUGAACACGAUGUUUCAAGCAUUAGCGAUCCUUUUCUUCAAGUGAAAAUAAUUAAACUUUUGCGAAUUCUUGGAAAAGAUGACCCGAAAGCAAGUGAAGAAAUGAACGAUAUUUUGGCUCAAGUUGCAACAAAUACAGAGACGUCUAAAAAUGUGGGGAAUGCAAUACUUUAUGAAACUGUGUUGACUAUUAUGGAAAUUAAAAGUGAAAGCGGACUUCGAGUUCUUGCUGUAAAUAUUCUUGGACGUUUUCUUCUAAAUCCAGACAAAAACAUUCGUUAUGUAGCACUAAAUACAUUACUUAAAACUGUGGGAGUUGAUUUUCAAGCUGUUCAACGUCAUCGUACAACUGUUGUGGAUUGUUUAAAGGAUGGGGAUGUUUCUAUUAAAAAGCGUGCAUUAGAUUUAUGUUUUGCAUUAAUUAAUCAAACAAAUAUUGUAAGCAUGUCAAAAGAGAUUAUAAUAUUCUUGGAGACUGCAGACUCUGAAUUUAAAGCUGAAUGUGCCUCAAAAAUGUAUAUAGCAACGGAGCGUUUUUCUCCAAGUAUUGUUUGGCACUUGGAUACAAUGAUUAAUGUUUUACAAUUGGCUGGUAAUUAUGUCCCCGAUGAAGUUGUUAGUGCAAUGAUUCAAUUAAUUUCUUCACAUUCUGAGCUUCAAACUUAUGCAACAAUACAACUAUUUCAUGCUGCUGAACGUGAACAAAUUGUUUUGACAGCACAACCACUUUUACAAGUUGCUUUUUGGUGUAUAGGGGAAUUUGGUGAUUUGUUGAUUAUUGGAGGGGAAGAGGAGACACAUAAAAAGAUUGAAGAAGACGAAGUUGUCAGAAUUUUUGAACGUUUAAUGCCUUCUUCACAAAUGUCUAUUUCAAGUAGAGAAUUUGGAUUAACAGCUUUAGCUAAAUUAUUUACUCGAUUUGAAAAUUGUUCUGAACGUAUUCAUGCACUUGUUAGACAAUACUCUGCGAAUAUGAAUUUGGAAUUGCAACAACGUUCUGUUGAAUAUGCAAGGCUUUUGUUAAAAAAUGAUUUGAGAUUUGGAUUAUUAGAAAGAAUGCCAGCUAUUGAACGUAAUGCUUUACAUACAGCAGCACAACCAAUAGAAGAAUCACCUUUAAUUAAUGAUGAACAAUCUUUAUUAAAGCAAAAACAACAACAAAAAGCAGCAGCACCAGAAGUUGUUGAUUUGUUAGGUUUGGGUGAUAUAUUAUUUGGAGGUGGAGGAGUUGAUAAUAAUACUAUUAAUGGACAACAAACAAAUGGUAGCAAUUUAAUUACCGAUUUAAUAUCUAAUGGAGCUUCAACUCAAAAACAACCUGUUGUUCCUUCACAAAAUGGAAUUUUAGACUUGCAAGAUAUUUUAUCUCAAUCACAACAAAAAAGGACUGAUGAUUUAAAUAAUCUAUUUGAUAUGGGAUCAAGUGAACAAUCUCACGAAUCCUUUGGCGGCCAAAUAAUUUUUAAUCAAAGAGGACUAGAAAUUCAAUUACACGUUGAAAAGGUUUUUGAUUCAAAUAAUGAAGCUUCAUUACGUUUUGUUUCUACAAAUAAUAAUCCAACUUUGAUAGAGGAUUUUAAUUUGGCUGUGGCUGUUAUAAAGACUUAUCAAAUUGAAUUACUUCCUGCUAGUACAACAAGAUUAGAACCAAACGGACUUUCUACUGCAACACAAAUUGCAAGAUUAAGAAGAAUAGCUUUAUCAGCCAAAUCGCCCCGUUUGCGACUAAAAAUUGGAUAUACUAUUGGAGGCAUUCCCCAUUCAUUGGAUGCUGAAGUGAAUACAAUUAAUGGUCUUUCUUAA
This is a messenger RNA of Meloidogyne enterolobii, 2574 nucleotides long. Lineage: Eukaryota; Metazoa; Nematoda; Chromadorea; Rhabditida; Meloidogynidae. The record is from the annotation of a GenBank genome assembly.